Messenger RNA from Laccaria bicolor S238N-H82, 804 nucleotides. RefSeq lists its product as uncharacterized. The record is from RefSeq and is a predicted model, not a curated record. The transcript is spliced from 5 exons. Gene Ontology annotation, biological process: small GTPase-mediated signal transduction. NCBI's taxonomy places the organism in Eukaryota, Fungi, Basidiomycota, Agaricomycetes, Agaricales, Hydnangiaceae. Gene Ontology annotation, molecular function: GTPase activity; GTP binding. Bases 1 to 585 code for a protein of 194 amino acids.
AUGUCUGAAAUCAGAAGGAAGCUGGUCAUCGUUGGUGAUGGUGCUUGUGGCAAGACCUGCCUUUUGAUUGUAUUCUCCAAAGGAACUUUCCCCGAAGUCUACGUGCCAACAGUGUUCGAGAACUACGUCGCAGACGUGGAAGUCGACGGAAAGCACGUCGAGCUCGCCCUUUGGGAUACCGCUGGCCAAGAAGAUUACGAUCGUCUCCGGCCCCUCAGUUAUCCAGACUCCCACGUCAUCCUCAUCUGCUUCGCUGUAGACUCUCCGGAUUCCCUCGAUAACGUCCAGGAAAAGUGGAUCUCUGAAGUAAUGCACUUCUGCGCUGGUCUCCCCAUCAUCCUUGUCGGUUGCAAAAAGGAUCUCAGGCGUGAUCCCCGUGUGAUUGAGGAGCUCAGGAAGACGAGUCAGAGACCCGUUACCCCCGAAGAGGGUAUGGCUGUCGCGCAGAAGAUCGGGGCAAAACACUACCUCGAAUGUUCCGCCAAAUCAGGUGAGGGCGUUCGUGAGGUAUUCCAAUAUGCCACACGUGCCGCUCUCCUCAGCAGAGGCAAGGGGAAGAAGAACCACGGAUGUGUCACUUUGUAAUUGAGAGAGGCGUUGCUUGGUCUUUUUAUUCGUCCAUCUAUAUACUACUGUAGUACUGCCCGCCUCUCUGCACUUCUCCCUGUCUGCAUACCCACCUACCCAACCCCGCUUACGAUUCUUCUCUUCCUUGCCUCCCACGUCCUCACGCAAAUCUCGAACGGUUCCAUCUUAGCGUCUCUUUCUUGUUGCCCCUACCAAUCCCAUCCAUAUUUCGUCCCU